UCUUGAAAUGAUAAAGCAAGGUCAUUGGAUGGGGUAUAUAAAUGGAUAGCCCUGUGUAUUCACAACUCAUUUGGAAAGAUUUGUUCUUCUAAAAAUUAUAUUUUUUUAGUUUAUGUAAUCGAUGUAGUUUCACAAGACCAGUGCCAGCAGUAACAGAACUAGUGAAAUGUAUCCAAAUCAGGCGAGAAAGACAAGAAUAAAGGAUAGAAGGAUAGGUACUUCAACUUACACUCAAUGUCUUUUAGCUGUAAUGGCAGUGAUCUUGUGCAUUCGAGUCGUAGAGACAACAUGUCUGAUGACGCAGGACUUCUGCGAGCAUUGGCUGGAGGUAGAGUAUAAGCUGAACCAUGAUGGACUACAAGAAGGCAGUUUACGCAUCUGGAGGAAAACUUUAUCACUUCGACGUGGAGAAUCCGCAAUUGGUCACUCCCAUAGAUGGUAGCAACGUGAUCACAGCAGACGGCUGGGAAAAUCAAAGACUGGUCAUUACUGUCAAUAAAACAAUACCUGGACCUUCUAUUGAGGUGUAUGAAGGUCAGACGAUCGUGGUACACGUCACAAACAAGCUGCUGUCCAGUGGUAUCAGCAUCCAUUGGCAUGGCAUGCAUCAAAGGCAGACAGCGUGGAGUGAUGGUGUUACUUUUAUUACACAGUGUCCCAUACUACCUGGUCAAACGUUCACAUACAGAUUUGUAGCUGAUCGUAAAGGAACAUUCUGGUAUCACGCCCACACAGGGGCUGAACUGUCCAUGGGUUUGUUUGGACCUUUCAUUGUCAGAGAGAGGCGGCAGUUACAGAGGGACGAAUUCAUCAUGACGAUACAGGACUGGAACCAUGACAUGGACUCUGAGCUCUUACAUUACAGAAUGUUGUUUGGUAACUACAAGAACCGAGUCAAGGAUACAGCUACUCGGUCAUUAGAAGGUGGAAAGUUUAGUAUGUUUAGGUUUCACUCAGGACUUAUCAAUGGUAAAGGAAGAUAUUUUUAUCCUAAUGGUUCCUGUAUCGAGGCUCCGUUGACUGUAUUCACUGUGAGCCAGUUCAAAUCCUAUAGAUUUCGAACAAUAGGAUCAGCAAGUCUCUACCCAUUUCGUGUUUCAAUAGAUGGACAUCUUCUAAAGAUUGUGGCUACUGAUGGCAAUGACGUGUCUCCAGUGGAGGUGGAGUCUUUUAUAAUCAACCCAGGAGAAAGAUUUGAUUUUAUUGUAGAUGCAAAUCAAGCUGUCAACAACUAUUGGAUAAGGGCAGAAACUCUGGAAGUGAAUGUCAGUAAUCACCUUGCCUUGGCUAUAUUUAGAUAUGCAAACGCUUCAAACAAUGAUCCUCAGACAAAGAGAAAGUUAUGCACACCAACUGAUAGAUGUCGUGUUGCCAACUGCCCAUUUAAAUACUAUCCAGCAUCAGCUGACGUGAACUGUACCAAUUUCAACCAAUUUCAAUCAGCGGAAAAUAAAACUGUCCCAGGAGUAGAGACAGAGACAGAGAACAUCGAAGACAUGUUUCUGAAUUUUGCUUUUCCGGGCGACAAGGAGACGCCUGGAUCAGCCAACGGCAUUAACUUUGUGAUGCCUCAUGUAUCAGCUUUGACUCAAUGGAAUGAAAUAAAAACUUUAUGUACUGCAAAAGACUGUGGUGAAGACAAGAUGUGUCAAUGUACAAACUCGAUUGAACUUGAGCAUAAUGAAGUGUAUCAACUUGUGUUUGUUAACAUGGGAAUCGGCAAAGGUUGGAACCACCCCAUGCACCUUCAUGGCCACAGUUUUCAUGUUCUGAAGAUUGGUUAUCCUGAAUAUAACAAUGUCACAGGUGAAUACAUCAAAGACAACUUGGACAUCGAUUGUGGAGGAAACAUCGAUAGAGAGAAAAGUUUUUGCAAUUAUGCCAAGUGGACAAACCGUUCAUGGGGAGGCAACAACAUUCCAGGUCUUCAGCUCAGUUCUCCUCCCCUGAAAGACACUGUCAUAGUUCCAACAGGAGGCUACGUAGUUGUUCGAUUCAAGGCAGACAAUCCUGGUCUUUGGUUGUUACACUGUCACAUAGAGUUACACAACACUGAUGGUAUGGCUUUAGUGUUUAAUGAGGCCAGAGAGUUACAUCCCAAACCUCCAGCUGGUUUACCGAAAUGUGGAGAUUUUUUUUAUAAUCAAAACUAUCAAGUGAAGUCGGCUACUAUUUUAUCAACCGAUGAAAACGUUUGUGAAAGAUAUAAGGACGCUACAAUCAUACUCGCAGUUUUAUUAGCAGCUGUCUUUAUUGUUAUUAUAACAUGUUGCUGUUAUAGAAAGUGUAGAAGUAAUAACUACUCCAGUAUGUAAAUCUAAACUGUGCAAUGAUAAUAAUAAUAAUAAUAAUAAUAAUUGUAAUAGCAAUAAUAUCUGAAUUAUCCUUGAGGAAAUGUGUCUUACAAUUUGUUCAUUAUACAUAAACGAAACACUCUCAUGAUAACACACGAAAGUGACGUUCCUGCCAGUUUCACUCAAACGUUACCUGAAGUUUAAAACAGAAAGUUGGAUUUGACUUCAUGAUUUGGUUGCCUGUUUGAUUCUCUGUUUUAGUGGUCGGUCCUUUGUACCAUCUCUGUAGCGGUGAAAUGUUAAGGUAUCUCUUUAGCUUAAGAUGUUUUUCUGGAAAAGUUAUCCACAUGGGGGGGGGGGAUUCGUUGCCCAUGACAUUAGUAGAAGCUUUUAGGAGUAAAAAAAAAAUGUUUUUUUUUUUGGGCUUACCAGGCUGAAACCUAAAAUACUGCCGUGUGCGGCGACUUUUGCGUUGUGUCCUGAAGAAUAAGGUCAUCUUCAUGUGGUGGGGGUACGGUGGAUAUGCUGAGCUCUGACUGACAUGGUUCUUGCACGCUCAUCUGGUGUAGAGACUGUGUGUCUGUUUGGAGCUACAGGGAAUGCUGAAACUGAUCAGCCACCACCCUGGAGACUAGUGAAGGGUCAAGCCAUCAAAGUUUUGGGGAUCUUAACUGGUGGUUACAAAAAAGGUCUCCUGCCAUACUCCAGUUUCCACUACACGAGUGAGUGGCUGAAUUAAACGGUCUUUGACAGUUUUAUACAUCCAUUGUUAAUGUCUGGACUGUCUUCACAGCUCACACUAAGGGGAAACCCAAAUAUCCUUCCACUGGAGGAACACAUAGACAUACACUAUGUUGAGAUGAAAAAAAAAUUGAUGACUAUCAGCUUUUACGAUUAAAAAAAAAUGAGGACCUACAGACAAUGAUGUCGAAAUUUUCCUAUUUUAUAGCAGGCUAUUAGUGCGGGGCACGUGCGGGACACGCCAUUUAUGCAACGGCCCCUUGAGGAAGGAAGCCUGGAUUGUUGACAAGGUUGUGGGAGCUCUUUUACAACCCCACACAGUGCAAUGGUGAUGUUUACGAGACCCCUAUGGCUCUCCCACGGGAGUCUUGUUUUGCUAACCUUUGACCUACCAGACAAUGAUUUUGAAAUUUAAACUACUGCUGUUGUGAGAAAGAUAAACCAUUCACAAAUUUCUUUUUUGCUAUCAAUUACGGAGGACAUUUUUCUAAGUAAUCUUAAACUUAGCGUCAUUGACAUUGUUUAGUUUAUCGUGAAAUAAAUUAUUAAAACCAUGUUGUGCAAUCUUGUUUUAGCACUUUAGAAUGAACAUUUACAAAAUGAUGUAAAUAAAGAGCAGAUUGCUGUCAAAAAUAUUUGUACCAAAGGUCACAAUAUUGUAAAUUUAAAACCGGAGAGAGCCUCGAAGCGUCACAUAGCAGCUCUAUUUAGCUACAGAACUACCAGCGUCACACUUAGAGCUAGGCUAUCAAACUUCCAAUGUUUCCAAACAUUGCCAUCUAGAAAUUAUUAAAAAAAAAAGUUUUUAAACGGAUUGAAAGCUUUGCACUUUAUAAUUCAUUGUUUUUAAAAUGUUGAUCCAUUUUACAUUCGUGUAGAGAUCGUGUUAGUUCUGUGACAAUAGGGCGGCUCAGUUUGACUUCAUCUGUUGCAUUCAUUGACACAUUUUUUAAAGAUGGCGCUUGUUCCAUUUUUGUUUUUUUUUUAAUUCAAGAAAAAGAGGUAGAUUGUGUGUGUGUGUGUGUGUGAGAGAGAGAGAGAGAGAGAGAGAGAGAGAGAGA
Biomphalaria glabrata is the source of this 4096-nucleotide messenger RNA. RefSeq lists its product as uncharacterized. Gene Ontology annotation, biological process: iron ion transport. Gene Ontology annotation, cellular component: plasma membrane. Gene Ontology annotation, molecular function: copper ion binding; oxidoreductase activity. The record is from RefSeq and is a predicted model, not a curated record. Bases 348 to 2315 code for a protein of 655 amino acids. The transcript is spliced from 15 exons. Lineage: Eukaryota; Metazoa; Mollusca; Gastropoda; Planorbidae.